Symbiodinium pilosum is the source of this 789-nucleotide messenger RNA. NCBI's taxonomy places the organism in Eukaryota, Dinophyceae, Suessiales, Symbiodiniaceae. The record is from the annotation of a GenBank genome assembly.
AUGCAUGACCUUCAAAAGCAGCUUAGCACCUACCGCUUGGAGCUGGCUCGCAUGAAGAGAGAGCUGACGGUUUGCGACCAGCAAGAUGCAGCCCUGACGGAGACCGCCAGAAAUUUGGAGGCUCGGAAGGAUCAAGAGGGGGACACGGCCGCGAUUCGACGAACUCUGGAGACAAAGCUUCAUGACAUCAGCCACUUCAAAUCUUCUAAUCAGCGCAAGCGACUGCAGCUGCUGAAUACGCGGGACGAGACAGAGCGAAAAUUGGUUCACCUCACUCAGGAGUUGACCCUCGCCAUGAACAGGCAGCAGCAGUCUGACAGCCGCGCUCGGAUGAUCAGAUCUCUUCAUGGAGAUGCAGGAAGCAAGUCUGGUGGUGUAGAUGAAGCUGGGCUCAAAGUGGCGGACAUGAAGCGACAGGAGCUGGCUGGAACAGAGCCGGUCCGACUUUCCGGAUCGGGGCGUUUCAACGGGCUGCAUGAGAUCUUCGAUGUUUCGGAGCGGGCGCUGCAGGACGUUUCCAGCUCCCUCAAAGAGGUUCGUGCAGCUGCCAGCUCGGGUGAUGGCCCAGUUCUGGAGCAAGUGCUAGAGGACAAUUUGGAGCUCCGAAAGGAGCUCAAUGCACUGAUUCAGGAAAGACGAGCAAGAGCUGAGAGCGGAGCCUUUAACUCUGAAGGUUCUGAAGUUGCAGAAGAAGGCCUCUUACAAUUCUUCCAGGAGGCCGCGCUCGUUCUGCCCAAGGGGUCUGAAAAGAGGACUCAAAAGCCAGCAAAAUCGCUGUUAGGGUGGUGA